Molecule: messenger RNA, 2093 nt
Organism: Cladophialophora immunda
Lineage: Eukaryota; Fungi; Ascomycota; Eurotiomycetes; Chaetothyriales; Herpotrichiellaceae
Exons: 4
Coding region: 153-1598 (481 amino acids)
Cellular component (GO): cytosol; nucleus
Molecular function (GO): protein binding; protein serine/threonine phosphatase activity
Source: RefSeq, a predicted model, not a curated record
AAAACUAGGUGAGGCAAGUGAACACUCGACCACCCAUUGCUCAACGCAGUUCGCUCACGACACCGGAAUGAUACGAUAGCACUCGUGGCUCUACUCCCCCGCACUUGUUCUCUCAUUUUUCCCUGGCCGAUUCAACCCCCAUCUCUUCGGCCAUGGCCUCGACUCUCGCCGCAGACAAGGCCGCCGCAACCGCCCUGAAGCUCAAGGGCAACCAGGCCUUUGCGCAACAUGACUGGCCCUCCGCGAUUGAUUAUUACACCAAGGCAAUAGAAAAGUACGAUGCAGACCCGUCGUUCUACUGCAAUCGGGCCCAGGCGAACAUCAAGCUUGAGGCUUACGGCUAUGCCAUCGCUGACGCAACCAAGGCAAUUGAACUCGACAAAGACUACAUCAAGGCAUACUGGAGACGAGCGAUUGCGAACACUGCCAUUCUAAAUUCUCAAGAUGCUCUCCGAGACUUCAAGGCGGUUUGUCGAAAGGAGCCCAACAACAAGGAGGCAAAAGCCAAACUGGUAGAGUGCGAGAAGUUGGUGAAGAAGAUACAAUUCUUGAAAGCGAUCGAAGUCGAAGAACCUCCCUCAGCAUUCGAAGGCCUUGACCUGGACUCGAUAGAGGUGGACGAGAAAUACGACGGUGUAAGAUUAGGGAACGAAAUGACACAGGAGUUCAUCGACGACAUGAUAGAGCGGUUCAAGAACGGCAAGAAGAUCCACAAGAAAUACGUGUUUCAGAUUAUCAAGGCUGUGAGAGAUAUCGUGUAUGACGAGCCGACCAUGGUUGAUAUGGAGGUGGCGCCCGACACCAACCUCACGGUCUGCGGAGAUACCCACGGCCAGUUCUUCGACUUGCUGGAGAUCUUCCGACUCAAUGGCUUCCCGACGGACAAGCACGCAUACCUGUUCAACGGCGACUUCGUGGAUCGAGGAUCAUGGUCGACGGAAAUUGCCUUACUGCUCUACGCCUACAAGUGGCUACGGCCGAACGCCUUCUUCCUGAACCGGGGCAACCACGAGACGGACGACAUGAACCGAGUGUAUGGGUUCGAAGGCGAAUGCAAGGCCAAGUACAACGAGAAGACAUUCAAGCUCUUCUCCGAGUCAUUUUCAGCACUGCCAUUGGCAACCUUGAUCGGGAAGAAAUACCUGACACUCCAUGGUGGGUUGUUUUCGGACGAUAAGGUUACGCUAGACGACAUCCGCAAACUCGAUCGCCACGUGCAGCGGCAGCCCGGGCAGUCUGGGCUCAUGAUGGAGAUGCUCUGGACUGAUCCUCAGCCUCAAAAUGGCAGAGGCCCUAGCAAGCGUGGGGUGGGACUGCAGUUUGGCCCCGAUGUGACGAAGAAAUUCUGUGAAAACAACAACCUCGAGGCCGUCAUUCGAAGCCACGAGGUGCGGAUGGAUGGAUACGAGGUUGAGCAUGAUGGAAAGUGCAUCACUGUCUUUUCGGCGCCCAAAUACUGUGACACGACGGAGAACAAGGGAGCAUACAUCAACAUUGGGCCGGACAUGAAGUUAGAGUAUCACCAGUUUGAGGCUGUACCUCAUCCUGACAUCAAGCCUAUGGCGUAUGCAGCGAGCUCGUUGAUGUCCAUGAUGUAGGCCAUGUUUCUCGGGUCGGUCGUAUAUGCAUAUCCUGAAACGGAGAAAGAGCUAAGGUAUGGGGGGGAUCUACUGUAGACACCAGGAUACUGUGGUCCAUGUGUCACUGCUCAUGUAUGUGUACCAGUAUGAGGCUUGAACAGCGUGAUCGAAAUUCAUAGCGGGGGGCGCUGGAUAUCGGGAUGUCGAUACUGCUCAAAGUCGAGUUUGUUGGGUUGUUUUUCUGUUACAAUAGGAUCCAGGUAUCUGGGUAGGCAUGAACAUGGCACCCUGAGCACCAGCGCCAUGGCGUUUGUGUUGGAUUGCGAUUGCUUGCGACUUGACUUGGCAUUCCGGUGUUCUGGUGGUUCAUGAGAAACGUGGCUGAGUUGCUGCACUCGUAGGCGUCGGUCAAGCAAGUUAGGCUGGCUGGCUUAACCAAAAGCAAAGUUCGGAUGUACCGAACAGGCAACUCUAGCUCCUCGCAAGACAUAUCGCAACUCGCAAAGCCCCCCG